Psylliodes chrysocephalus is the source of this 984-nucleotide messenger RNA. Lineage: Eukaryota; Metazoa; Arthropoda; Insecta; Coleoptera; Chrysomelidae. The record is from the annotation of a GenBank genome assembly.
AUGCUACUAGCGUCUAUUCUUUUCGCCUGCGGUAGUACUUACGGAAUACUAGUACUAGCGAGAGCCCUGCACGGUAGCGCUUCGGCAGCCGUAGCUGUAAGCGGAAUGUGUUUGCUGGCCAAAAAACUACCGUCACAUCUAAGAGUCAGAUUGAUGCCCAUCUCAUUCGGUGGUAUCGCCUUAGGAGUUCUUAUUGGUUACCCGUUAGGCGGAGCUGCUUACCAAAUGAUAGGAAAAUCAGCACCGUUCAUUCUAAUUUCAAUCUGCAUUGCCCUUACUAUGAUAUUGCAGAUUAUUUAUCUAAAAGAAGAGCAGUUAGACACAAAUCUACAGACAACGAGGAAAAACUACAAGGAGUGUUUGGAACUGCUUAGAGACAAACCAACUCUUAUAGCAGCGUCUGCUAUAUGCGUUUCUACAUCAACUAUGGCGAUUUUGGAACCAUGCGUUCCGAUGUGGUUGUUGGCCAGAUUUGAUCCUCCGCCGUCCAGAUGGCAGUUAGGAGCGGUUUUUAUUCCAGACAGCGUUGGGUACUUUAUCGGAUCGCAUUUUGCAGGAUUGUUGCCCAUGUUUUCUUGGAGGACGGCCAUCAUAGCGAUGGUAAUUACUGGACUUAGUUGUUACGCUCUUCCUUUAGCUAAUACAAUGUCCGAACUAGCGUUACCCCACUUCGGGAUUGGGUUAGGAGUGGGGGCAGUAGAUGCGGCUCUGAUACCCCUUUUAGCAUCCUUCGCAGACAACAAGGGAACAAACGAGUAUGGACCAGUUUACGCUCUUCAGCAAGUGGCAGUGUCCAUUUCGUAUUCGUUUGGACCUUUACUUGGCGGACAAGCGGUCCAAAUAUUGGGAUUUUCAUGGUUAAUCAGAAUAGUGGGAUUCUUGAAUUUGUUGUUGUGUCCAUUGCUACUCGAAUUGGAAGAAAAUAAGGAAGGAAUACCUUUGAUGAGUUCACCAGUGUCAGUUUAUUCUCAAUUGGAAGAGUAA